AUGGCGUCGACGCCGACCAUCAUCACCCGCUGACGAAGGACGAACUGCUGACGGCCAUGGCUGACCUGAUCCCAGGGUACGACAAGGUCCGCACCGUCGGCAAGGGAGCUUUUGGCCAUGCCGUGCUCUACCGCAGACACAGCGAUGGCCUUAUGGUGGUCAUCAAGGAAGUCCAGUUGACCGAACUGGAAGCGACCGAGCGGCAGUUGGCCCUGAACGAAGUGCAAGUACUCGCCAGUCUCAACCACCCAAACAUAAUCAGAUACAUCCGGAGUUUUGAGCGAGGUGGGUCUUUGUUGAUCGAGAUGGAAUACGCGGACGGUGGAACUUUAGCCCAGCUCCUUGGUCCGAGGAAUGUUCCCCUCUCAGAAAGGGCCGUGCUGCACAUUUGGUCGCAACUCUCGGCCGCUUUGGCCCACAUGCACUCGAGAGGCGUUUUGCACCGAGACUUGAAAACGGCGAAUGUCUUUUUGACUUCCAGUUUGCAAGUCAAAGUCGGCGAUUUUGGAAUUUCAAAGGUUUUGACUUCAAAAGCUCAGGCGCAAACGAUUUUGGGGACGCCUUAUUAUUUGAGUCCGGAAAUGUGUCAGGGACUUGAGUACGGAUCGAAAUCGGACAUUUGGGCCGCUGGAUGCGUUUUGUAUGAGAUGAUGAGCCUCAAAAAACCGUUUGAUGGCGAAAAUCUGCCAGCUUUGGUGGCGAGAAUCAUUGCGGGAAUGUACGAGCCUUUGGACGGCGAGAGGUACACGCAAGGAUUGCUCGACCUAGUUGCAUCCAUUCUGCAACGCGACCCCGAGAAACGACCUUCGGCGGCGGAAAUUUGCGAAGAGCGGCUGCCACCGCUGCUUUUGGGGCUUUCUCGGCUCCACCUCUCCAUUCGGAGGAACCGGACGAUCGUGUAUCAAUGCUCGCCAACGAUCGAAUCCAUCCAGGCCGUGCCUCUGCCUCCCUCCGCUACCCUCGCCGACUUUUCCGCAGGACCUGACCACUGUCUUGCUUUGACCUCAGAAGGCGAAAUUUUUGAAUGGAGGCCUGGAGAACUACCCGUCGCAGUCAGGGAAGUGCGCGAGCGUCGUUUGCGUUUGGUCGCCGCAGGUUUGGGGUUUAGCAUGGUGGGAAGUGAAAGUGGGGUGUUGGUGUCCUGGGGUCAGGGAAUGGACGGAUGCCUCGGACACGGCGAUUUCGAGAAUCAAACAACACCAAGGAUAAUAGAGACUCUUUUGAGUUCAGACAUUGUGCAAGCAAGUUGCGGGAAUGACCACGUUUUGGCACUCGACGAAAACGGAUUAGUUUACACCUGGGGGAAAACUAGGCUUGUAGGAAAAGAAAAAAUAGCUCUGCCAGAAAAGGUUGAGGCGUUGGCAAAUUUGAAAGCCAAGGUUGUUUGUGCAGGUCCAGGGUGUAGUGCCGUUGUGGGGGAGGAUUUCACCCUUUGGGUUUGGGGAGACAACGCGGGCGAUCGUUUAGGACUAGACAAGCCAGUCUUUCUUGGAUUUAAAAGCAAAUUAGCAGUGGCAAAUGUACCGACAAAAGUUGCGAUUUCCGCGAGGGACGUUGCCUUGGGGAUGGAACAGGCGAUUGUGAUCACGCCUGAAAAUCGGGUGGUUGUGAUUGGAGGACCGAGCAGUGGGCCCGUACAAGGAAUAAAAGGACCGGUAAAAUUGGCAGGGGUUUUGGACGCAGGAUGCAUUGCAGCCACAGACGACCAGGUGCUCUACUUUUGGGGACGACCCGAGAAACCGGCGCCCUUUUUUUCUCUUAAUCUCCAGGGGUCUGACAGCAAUGAGGAGGGCGAUAACAAUCGAUUCCAGUCGCCUAAAGAAGUCUUGGCUGUUUACGGUCCCCGACUGGGCGACUUGCAGACGGCGGGCAAGAAUGCGUGGCUAGUGGUGCAUACGGGCGCCCCACUGCCCCCGGGGCACUCCACCGCAGCUCCGGAGUGGUUGCGCAAAGAGUUGAAAGAUGAAUAGAGCCUCAACGCGGAAAAAUUGCCAACAUCUCUGCGGAAAAAUAUAAAAAUUUGUCUGGAAGCAUCAGCGUGUACGAUUUGUACAAUUAAUUUUGAAGAUUUUCCAAUAGCUAAAAUUAGUUAAAAUAAGUAAUUUUGAUAAGUUAUUUGUACAAUGUAUGUAUACAUAAAAAAAAUUAUUAUACAAAAUUAAAUAAUUAAAUUUUAUAUAUUAAUUCCAAUGUAUAAAUAAAUAAACCAAUAC
Neocloeon triangulifer is the source of this 2213-nucleotide messenger RNA. RefSeq names its product serine/threonine-protein kinase Nek8-like. The record is from RefSeq and is a predicted model, not a curated record. The transcript is spliced from 11 exons. Gene Ontology annotation, biological process: protein phosphorylation. Gene Ontology annotation, molecular function: protein kinase activity; ATP binding. Bases 57 to 1970 code for a protein of 637 amino acids. Lineage: Eukaryota; Metazoa; Arthropoda; Insecta; Ephemeroptera; Baetidae.